AGAGAAUCGCUGAAAAACCUCCAGUUGGACUAUCUCGAUGUUUAUCUUAUGCACUGGCCACAUGCUCUCAAGGAAGGCCCUAGUUUGCACCCAAUCGACCCAAAAACAGGCCUAUUUAUCCCAAGCGAUGUCGAUUUUGUCGACACUUGGAAAGCCAUGGAAAAAAUGCACGAAAAAGAUCUCACCAAAUCGAUUGGCAUUUCCAACUUCAACAGUAACCAAAUCGACAGACUUUUAAAAUCGGCCAAAAUCGCCCCUGUUAUAAAUCAGAUUGAAUGUCACCCUUAUUUGAACCAAAGCAAGUUGCGUAAAUUUUGCUCUGAUAGGGGCAUUACUGUAACUUCGUAUAGUCCUUUAGGAUCCCCAGCGAGGCCGUGGCAAAAACCCGGCGAUCCCUAUGUCAUUAACGACCCUAAAAUCAAGGAAAUCGGAAAUAAGUACGGAAAAUCACCCGCGCAAAUUCUGCUCCGGUAUAAUGUGCAGUUAGGAAACGUUGUUAUACCGAAAAGUUCCAACAGAAAUCGGCUUGUGGAAAAUAUGAGCAUUUUUGAUUUCACACUGAGCGAGGACGACAUGAAAUACAUCGGCACUUUCGACUGUAAUGGCAGGAUUUGUCCACAAGCUGAGGCCAGAGAGCACCCGUUCUAUCCCUUUAAGCCCGGAGUUGAAUUUUAAUACGUUUUGUUUUGUGAUUAUGUGUUACGAGUUGUGUAAUAUUGACAAAAACCAAUAAAUGAUAUUUAUAGAAACUGAUAA
Messenger RNA from Tribolium castaneum (red flour beetle), 756 nucleotides. RefSeq names its product aldo-keto reductase family 1 member B1. NCBI's taxonomy places the organism in Eukaryota, Metazoa, Arthropoda, Insecta, Coleoptera, Tenebrionidae. Bases 49 to 675 code for a protein of 208 amino acids. The transcript is spliced from 4 exons. The record is from RefSeq and is a predicted model, not a curated record. Gene Ontology annotation, molecular function: oxidoreductase activity.